AUGGCCAGUAAUAGUUCGUACAUAGUUGACCUUGUGUAUCCCAAUUGCCGUAUGAGAAACGGCAACAACAGGGUGACAUUUGAGUGCGAGGAUCCGAUAUUGUUUCGCACUCAGCGUGUGAAUACGUUGUCGGAUUUGAAGAGUUUGAUACUGAGCAAGAUCGGUGGUGCAGAAGCGAGGAAAAUCGGAAGGGUGGCGUAUAGGUUGCUGGCCCCCAUAGGUAACGGAGUCUUCCGGUUUCGACUAUUCCGACUUCAAGGGGACGAGCAUGUGCGAGUGAUGUUUGACAUCCAUGGGAGGAUCAUGGUGGAGCAAGUAAUGGAGCUGUCUGCAGAGGUGGGACACAGUGGCGGUGGUCAUUCCGUACACUCGACCUAUGUGCAGGACGACCGACCCCUCGCACCACCGCCCAUUCAUGUUGCCAUUCCAGUGGAUGAGGCAGAGGAGGGUGAGGAGGAGUUGGACAAGGAUUACGUGGCGGACAGUGGUGAAAGCGACUUGUCCGAUAGUGGGGAUGAGAAUGAGUGUGCUCCGAAGACACCUGUUCCGACUACGGCCCACUACGUCCUGCCUCCACCUCUUCCAAUACCGGCGCUUUUGGCAGUUUCGUCUCACUAUCACAGUCUUGACUUGGACGCCAUGCAUGAGAGGACUCCGUUUCUUGACACGGGUAAAGAGGAUUACAACCUAGAUGACAGUGUAGAGAUCCGGGUCAGCCACAAGUUUAGAAGCCGAGAGGCAGUGCUUCAGGGUAUGAAAAACUACAGUAUUCGGAGAAGUGCGGAGCACCGAGUGGUCGAAUGGGACCGGCUAAAGUACCAUGUGCAGUGCUGUCAAGCUGAUAAUGGGUGUCAAUGGAGCCUCCGUGUGGCCUUUCGACAGAACUUCGGAUACUGGGAGGUUCGGAGGGUGGGUGGAGUGCAUAGUUGUCUAGCACCCACCAUGUCUCAAGACCAAUAUCAGCUAGACAGCAGUCUGAUAUGCCAGGUCAUUGAUGCGUGA
Molecule: messenger RNA, 1002 nt
Organism: Arachis duranensis
Lineage: Eukaryota; Viridiplantae; Streptophyta; Magnoliopsida; Fabales; Fabaceae
Exons: 2
Coding region: 1-1002 (333 amino acids)
Source: RefSeq, a predicted model, not a curated record